AUGAACGCAGUGAUAGCAAUGUGUACGUUUUGCGAGAUCCACGGUCCAAGAGUGAUCUUUACAACUCAGACGUACAGGAGUUUUACAGACGAGAAAGAGUCUAUGAAAAAGCUGAGAUUUUAUGGGCCCAAACAAGUAAUGCAACGGAGUUUAAAUGUUAGUGAUGACUCGAAAAAUGAGUGUGACGGUUGUCGUAGCCUGGGAAACGUUAAAUACUUGAGUAACGAGCACGAAAGCAGAACAUCAUUUUUGUCAGCUAGGCAACCACUUACUGAAGAUAUCCAAGUUUUAUUAGGACAUGCUUGUAUUAGUAUUUUUAGGAGUUUGAGCUGCGAAUUACAUCUUGGUAAAGACGGUAUCUGUUACUUUGGUGAUGAAAAUCGAGGGCAUGUAUUGAGCCACGCUUUUACAUUAAAAGAUGCUCAAGCUCGUGGAAUAAGACGGUCGUGUAGUUUUAUAGUAUUUAUGAAAGACAAACAAUUUCUCCUGAACAUGUGGCCAUUUUUUGUUGACAACCUCAAACAAAUAAUCCGUGAGCUUCAGGACUUUGCUGAGCGUAAAUACAACUCUGAUGAAGCUGAAAAUCCUCAACGAGCUGCGCGAUUAUUAUCAGCCAGAAGCGAUGGAUCUACCGGAAAAAAAAAAACAACUCCAAGAGGUCUCUGUGAGAUAACUAACGAGAAGCAUGUUUUUAUAAGAAUCCACAUGUGGCUAGUCUGGAUUUUGAGUGCUGGAGCUCGUCAUCUUGUCGAAAUUUGUCCAAUUUCAAACGACUUAAUUGAAUCUCCUUUAACUUACAAUUACCUAGCCCGAGAUUUACAAGGAAAACUUGGUCGAACCACUGAAGGGUCAACUUCAGCGUUUCUCCUCCGUAAUGAGGAUUUCAAACCCAGUCCAGAGUUUACCGAAAUAUCAAAAAAUAAAUUCGCAACUUGGAUUCUUCGCAAUAUAAAAUCGUACUUGACUAAAGAACAAUUCAGGCAGUUGCUGUACUCUAGUUUAACGGGAAUUCAAAUUUUAGUUCGUGGACCCGAGGAUAAAACUCUAGAGGCUCUUUACGCACUUAGUUCUUUGGUACCGCGAGCUUGUCGCCGGAUAAAGCUCCAAGGUACCGAGUACAAAGACAUAAACGAUUUUAAUUUUUUAGGUAUAGACUCGUCAGUGGCUGUUCCGGUCUGUUGCUCUAAUAUCUGCAGACUGGAUAUUGUCUCAGAUAAACAGCGACACGAAUUGUCUUCAGAUACAAAGCCAUACGUGGUUAAAUGGUCUGGAGUGUUGCCAAAUAAACUUCCAACACUUGUAAAUAAAUUAGAAAAAUACUUAGACAAUGACAAGCUUGAUGAGGUUGUUCUUAACAAGCAAUUAUUGGUUCUGCAACAAGAGUGGGCAAAUAUCGCAAAAAUUGUACACACCAUGCGUGGUAAUGGGCAUCGCAAUGAUCUUACUGGUCUGAUUGUAAGCUUGGGUGCUGGAUUACAAGAUUACUCCCUUCUAGACUCUUGGUCGAUGGGUUUGCCUUCAAAUCCUGCUUAA
Messenger RNA from Cotesia congregata, 1533 nucleotides. The record is from the annotation of a GenBank genome assembly. NCBI's taxonomy places the organism in Eukaryota, Metazoa, Arthropoda, Insecta, Hymenoptera, Braconidae.